AUGGCAACUAGAACAGCAUCAGCUGCUUCUCCACCACACGAGGAAUACCAGUACCUCGAUCUUGUGCGCGAGAUUCUCGAUCACGGCGAACACCGCCCAGACCGCACCGGAACCGGCACAUACUCAGUAUUCGCACCACGACCAUUAAAAUUCUCCCUCCACGACAAACAAGACGGACGACUUAUCCUCCCGCUCCUCACCACCAAGCGCGUCUUCCUCCGCGCCAUCAUCGCCGAGUUACUCUGGUUCAUUAAGGGCGAAACCUCGUCACUAACACUCAGCGAAGCCGGCGUCAAGAUCUGGGACGGCAAUGGCUCGCGCGAGUUCCUCGAUAACCUAGGCUUAACGCACCGGGCCGUUGGCGACCUAGGACCCGUGUACGGGUUCCAGUGGCGGCACUUUGGCGCCGAGUAUGUCGAUGCGCAAACCGAUUAUGCGGGGCAGGGAGUCGAUCAGUUGGCGCAUAUUAUUCACAAGUUGCGCACAAACCCGUUUGAUCGGAGGUUGAUUCUGAGUGCGUGGAAUCCAAGGGAUAUUCCGCAGAUGGUUCUGCCGCCGUGUCAUAUGUUUGCUCAGUUUUAUGUUUCAUACCCGAGAAGUAGUAGCGGUGGUACUGCGAAUGAUGAGAAGAGUCGGGAAGAAGGAGAGAAACCAAAAGGCCAUCUUCAUUGCCAGUUAUACCAACGAUCGUGCGACAUGGGUCUCGGCGUGCCAUUCAAUAUCGCAAGCUAUGCGUUGUUGACACACAUGAUUGCGCACGUGUGUGACCUUGUGCCCGGCAGUCUGACGCAUGUUAUGGGCGAUGCGCAUGUGUAUGUUGACCAUGUCGAUGCACUCCAGACGCAGUUGGAGCGCGAGCCGCGCGAUUUCCCUGAACUGGAGAUCAAGCAGGAGAAGGGCGGCAGUAUUGACGGAUGGCAGGCGGAGGAUUUUGUGGUUAAGGGAUACGAUCCUCACAAGACUAUUGCGAUGAAGAUGUCUGUAUGA
Messenger RNA from Talaromyces atroroseus, 987 nucleotides. Its product is annotated as Thymidylate synthase. Gene Ontology annotation, cellular component: cytosol; mitochondrion. Lineage: Eukaryota; Fungi; Ascomycota; Eurotiomycetes; Eurotiales; Trichocomaceae. Bases 1 to 987 code for a protein of 328 amino acids. The transcript is spliced from 2 exons. The record is from RefSeq and is a predicted model, not a curated record. Gene Ontology annotation, molecular function: thymidylate synthase activity. Gene Ontology annotation, biological process: dTMP biosynthetic process.